AGGGCCACAGCAGAUAAUUAAGUUAAAAACCUUUUAGCAGUUUAUCCUGUAAGGCUUUUGACUUUUUUUAUCAUUUGUAAUGGUAUCAAGCUCCGGUAAAAAAAACAAACAGAGGAAGUCAUCUGAUAACUUUGUUUUCAAACAAAUACCCCAGGUAGCCUCUGGAAAUGUCAGGAAAUGUGUAAAGGCAUAAAUAUGGGGUAAGACAACUUGUGUUGUCCCAUACAUAAACCAAAUCAUUUUUUGCCCACCGGAGGAACAAAGACUGUUAAGAGAUUAAUAAUUUCUGACAUUCUGAGAAGAAAAUAACAGUUCUGGCAUUUUUGUCAGCUUUCUAAGAAAUGUUUGUUAAAAUUUAUAACUUUUUCUCUGCUUUCUGACUUUAAUUUUAAAUUUUUGAGAAAAUAAUUUGUCAUUUUGUAAUUUUUGUUUAUCAAUCUUUGUUUUGUAGAAAUAUUCUUCACUUUCACUGAUUGUCCAGCAGGGGGCAGUGUAAGGGAUGAGUCAGGGGUCAUUGCAGUGAUUUAUGAGCAUCCUACCAAAUCAUUCCAAACUAACUGAACACGAAAAGAUCAUUUUCAAACAUCUCCUUCAGUGAACGAGUGGAGAACAUUUUUAUUUGUUUAAAUCUAGUUUUAAACAUUUAAAGCUGUAAGAACCAGUGUCAGUGAAAACUGCUUUAACUUGUUGAUCUUCCUUUGAAGAAUAAUCAUCUUGUUGUUGCUCAGGCUCUGCCGGUCGGGGUCAAAGGUCAAAGGCCUGAGCGCCUCGUGCCCAAACAGCCCGGCGUUACUCUGACUUUCAUUUCCCACACGCACGCCGUACGUGGAGGAGAACAUUCCACGGCAGCAGAGAGCCGGGCGGUGUGGACAUCCUGAGGAAACAACACUCACUUCCUGUCAAAUUAGGCCGAGCCGAUGGCUGCGAGGGGCGAUAACCGCCGCCGCAGAGGGGCCGAGCCAGAGCACCACCUUAGUGUGCGCUCCCACCCACAAGCAGCCCCCCGUGCAAACGUCAGGCAGCUUCAGUCUGAAGUUUGUUCUCCUGCAGMGCAGACAGGAUGGGCCUCCUGCUACUGCUCGCCUCCUCGCUCCUCUGCAGCUGGAGACCAGUGGCUGCAGAUCAACACUUCCGGAUACAAGGGGUGAGCCUGACCAUCCAGCCCGGGUCRGAGGUGCGGCGGGGCACCAACGUGACCCUGAGGUGUCAGGCCAAGGUGAUGGUUUCACAUCCGGAGCUGCCGCUGAGGCGCGACUAUGUCAUGUACAAGGACGAGCAGGUGGUCUACAGGAAGGCCACCAGCUCCACUGAGGAUUUUGUGUACCCCCUGCCCGAUGCCAGAGUGUCCAACACCGGCAAGUACAAGUGCAGCAUCCAGAUCCAGGACCAGCAGAUGACCAGUGGAACUCAGAAGCUCACAGUGACAGGCCUGUCGCUGCCCKUCAUCCACCUCAACGAGACCACCGUUACGGAGGGCCAGGAUGUAACGGCCACCUGCGAGGCUCCGGGAGAGACAGGCUCCUUCUACUUCCACUUCUUCGACGGCUCCGGGGAGCUCCACGAGGAGCGCAUCAGCUCCAACCGGGUGGAGGCCAAGCUCCGCCUGAAAACUGUGGGCAGACACGGGGUCCACUGCAACUACACCGUGGUCCUCAUGCCCAAGUCUGUGGACUCAGGGAACAGCAUCACGUAUAACGUUACUGUCAAAAAACUUUCCAUCGCUCCGGUUCUGGAUAUUUCCCCUCUGGAUAACGUUUACGAAGGAGACAAUCUGACCAUCAGGUGCUCGUCUGAGACGGAUGAGAGUUUUAAAACGGUCGGCCUCAUCCUGAGCCAGGGCACCAAGCUGCUGAGCAGCAGGAACUCGUCCUCUCCCAUAGAGCACCACAUGAAGGCAGAGGCCACGCCCCCGACGCUGACCUUCGAGUGCACGCUGAUCGUGGAAAACGUGGUGAAAGUCGCCACGCAGAACGUCUCUGUGAUGGACCUGUUCUCCGUACCGACGCUCACCAUGUCUCCACGUGAAGUCUUCCAGGGAGAACCGAUGACGCUGACCUGCAGGAGUGAGAGGGUGGCCCCCGACAGACUCAGCAGACUAGAUCUGGUUUACAGUCUCGAUCCAGCCGAGCACUUUGUGACCGCAACACAACCCGGAGUGUUUUCUCGCACGGCCAUGAAAAGRGACUUCAGCUACACGUGCACAGCUGAGGCCAAAGGCAUCAAGAAGCGCAGCGAAGCCCUGACUGUGCGUCCUAAAGUUCACGUCUCGGUUCCAGAGAUCUGGGUGAAUGAAAGGGUGAUCUUGGGGAAAUCUUUCUCCAUCUUCUGUGAGUCGAAAUCAGGCAGUCUGCCCAUCACCUACACCCUGUGGAAGGGCACCAACCACAUCAAGACCUUCACCGUGGYCCUGAUGAGGCAACAGGCUUAUUUCCACGUCACCAUCAACCACACCAAAGACAUCAGCAUGUACGAGUGUGAGGCGAGCAAUGGAGGCAGGAGGAUCCAGCGAAGUGACACGCUUAAUAUAACCGCCAUAGAACCCGUGGACAAGCCGAGCCUGCUGGUGGUACCUGACCUGGCAGACAUCUCUGAGGGAAGUGAUCUCCACCUCAUAUGUAGCGUACAGGGCACUCCGCCCAUCACGUUCUGGUGGUACCGUGAAGGACAAAAGGAACCACUGGGCUCCUCCACCUCCGAUCACAACCAUGCCAACUACCACUUCACCGUGUCGUCCAAAGAGCAGAGCGGCAGGUACUACUGCAUGAUGCAGAACCGUGCCGACAACACGGUGGAAAGUGACCGGGUGAACAUCGAGGUCCGCAUGGUGUUAUGGAAGAAAGCUCUGAUCGGGGGCUUCCUCCUGCUGCUGGCGUCCAUCGUCAUCUUGGUGGGCUGUGUGUUGUACUUCAAAAGAAAGAGAGGUAAAAGAGAAAUGGCUGCUGAGCUGUCAGUAAAGCCUGCGAGCCCUAAAUCAGAUGACUCUUUAGCAGUGACUCUAUCCCACGACACAGAGGUUUUUAACGCAGCUGCAGGGCCAGUGGUUGGAGCUGUGGAAAGUGUGUGGAGUCAUAGGAAACCUGAAUCAGAAAUCGACGAGUUCAGCACCGUGUCCAACGAGCCUGAGGUGGAGUACACAGAGGUGGUUCAUCCACGGUCGGCUGGCCCAACCAGAGCUACUCCUCCGAGGAAAGGAACGGACACGGUUUACAGCGAGCUGCAGAACUCUGCUCAUGGUGCUGCUGAUCAUCAUGACUAUGGUUCGGUGAAGUACACCGAGGUGAACGGUGAACAGCCCGAGAUCAGUCAGAACCGCUUGGAGGGCAACAACUGCUCAGACCUGCCGGUGCUGGUGGAUUAACCAGGAGAAGUGAACGUAAGGCUGGGUUACCUGUUACCUGUAACCCCUCAGACUGAAGGUGUCUCUUGGAGAAGAAGAAGAAGAAGAAGAAGAAGAAGAAGAAGAAGACCUACUCACCUUUUCUUUGGAUUAACAAAGAACGUCUCCUGCUGUGAUGUUUAUUUUUCCCUCUCGUUCACUCCGUCCCUUCAACAGAAACCUCACCAGUUAGUUUCCUGUCUAACAACAGGCUGCAGAAAAGAUGUAAAUAUUUUUCACAUUCAAUAAAAACCUUGAAACUCUUUUUAAA
Molecule: messenger RNA, 3647 nt
Organism: Austrofundulus limnaeus
Lineage: Eukaryota; Metazoa; Chordata; Actinopteri; Cyprinodontiformes; Rivulidae
Gene: pecam1b
Product: platelet and endothelial cell adhesion molecule 1b
Exons: 16
Coding region: 1061-3358 (765 amino acids)
Biological process (GO): immune response; cell surface receptor signaling pathway
Cellular component (GO): external side of plasma membrane
Molecular function (GO): transmembrane signaling receptor activity
Source: RefSeq, a predicted model, not a curated record